AAUCUAGGCAUACCUGAGAUUGAAGUCUGAGUGGCCGUUUAUCGUCUGCUUCUUCCAGGUAUGGGCAUCUAGUCUUUCACUGAAAGGCAUAUAUGAGAUUUCCUAGACUGAACGAUCAAAGCUGCUCAGUGAGCCGGGUGGUAUUAGCAUUACUCCCGUUAGUUAAUGCAUGGUUAGCUAAGCCUCGGUGUUCAGGACGUCGGCGAACAAAGUUACUCCCGACGGUCGAACUUCCAAGUUUCCAUUAAUGAUUUGCACAACGUAAUAGCCAGUUAUGCAUCUUAGUCAUGUCACCGUCGAAACCGUUAACCUACGAAAGGCUAGUGUUUGAAGUUGUCUUGACGACAAAUCCCCUGUUGGCUAACCCUCUGCUAACUUGACAGAUGAAGCUAUGAAGCUACAGUUGUACAGCCUUCAUAUUGUAGAUGGCAGGGAGCACGUCGACUCGUUAUGUUAAACUGUGUUGCUGUCCUGAACACUCAACACCUUUAUGUUAUAUUAACAUAUCUCCACUGUCUAACAUGUAAACUAACGUUACCUCUUGCCCUACAAAGAUUAGCGAGUUGGGUUUAGCGAGACUUAAUUUAGUUAAAAAUAAAGUUGAAGAUGGGAUUUUCUGUUACGAGAGGUCCUUUUGUUGAAGCCAAGAAAGGCUGCAGUGUUAUGGAUGAAACAUGAAGGCCCAAUUGCAAGUCACAAUUCUAUCAGCCAAGCUGAAGGAAAACAAGAAGAACUGGUUUGGUCCCAGUCCAUAUGUGGAGGUAGCCGUGGAUGGCCAGUCAAAGAGGACUGAGAAAUGCAACAAUACACACAAUCCUAAAUGGAAGCAGGCUCUCACAGUAAUCGUGACUCCAGUCAGCAAACUGAUUUUUCGUGUUUGGAGCCACCAGACACUGAAAGCAGACAUCCUGUUGGGAAUGGCCGCACUGGAGAUCAGUGAGAUGCUUAAGGCCAAUGACUUGAAAUUAUGUGAGGUGGUGCAGACAUUGCAACUGUGCUCUGACAAAGACCCCCGGGAUGUUGUAGGUGACCUGUCAGUCUGCCUGGAUGGCAUGCAGGUAGACCCAGAAACCUUAGCUUCGGCAGAGAGAGAACAUGCCACUGUUUCCAAUGGAAAUGCAGAACAAAAUGGAGGCACAGGCAACAGGUCAAGCAGAGACACAUCUCCCUCCAGUGACUCGGAGGAGUGGGUUAUUGUACCUAAUGGCCAUACGGUCAAUGGCAAGAGUUCUCCUUCUCGAUCUCCAGGAGGCUCUAAUGCCUCGCGUCCUCUCAGACCAACCCGACCUCCUCCUCCUACACCUCGGAGACCAGCAGCCUCACCGACCUCUUCUAGCAGUUCCUCUCCCAGUGAGCUGAGUGAGGGUCCAGCCUCUGAUGGCUCCUCCCAGGCGUCAGCUAGUGGGUGUUCAAAUCAGCAGGAUGACUCAGGCGCAGGAGCAGCGACAGCAGGUUCUUCACAGGCAGCAAGUGGCCCCAAACCAGGCUCUUCUGCUCCAGCAGCUCUUGCCACAACAGCUCCCAGAAUCACACCCAUAAGCAACGGUCCCUUACCACCAGGGUGGGAGCAACGGGUGGAUCAAAAUGGACGGGUGUAUUAUGUGGAUCACAUUGAGAAAAGGACAACCUGGGACAGGCCUGAACCUCUGCCCACAGGGUGGGAGCGCAGGGUGGACCCGAUGGGUAGGGUGUACUAUGUGGAUCACAUAACCCGAUCUACUACGUGGCAACGGCCCACCCAGGAGUCAGUGCGUAACUAUGAGGAGUGGCAGCACCAGCGCAGCCAGCUGCAGGGAGCCAUGCAGCAGUUUAACCAGAGGUUCAUUUAUGGGCUCCAGGACCAGUUGGCAGCCACAGCCAAUAAAGAAUUUGACCCACUGGGACCUCUACCACAUGGCUGGGAGAAAAGAACAGACACCAAUGGCAGAGUGUAUUUUGUUCAUCACCCUACUCGGACAACACAGUGGGAGGACCCCAGGACGCAAGGGCUGCUGAAUGAUAAGCCCCUGCCAGAGGGUUGGGAGAUGAGGUUCACUGUGGAUGGUAUUCCCUACUUUGUAGACCACAACCGGAGAACCACAACCUACAUUGACCCACGCACGGGCAAAUCUUCACUUGAGAAUGGGCCACAGAUAACCUAUGUCAGGGACUUCAAAGCCAAAGUGCAAUACUUUAGAUUCUGGUGUCAGCAAUUGUCAAUGCCUCAGCACAUUAAGAUUACUGUCUCCCGGAAGACAUUGUUUGAGGACUCAUUUCAACAGAUCAUGAGCUUCCACCCUCAAGAUCUGAGGCGGAGGCUUUGGAUAAUUUUCCCUGGAGAGGAAGGCCUGGACUACGGAGGGGUGGCCAGGGAAUGGUUCUUCUUGCUCUCUCAUGAGGUACUGAACCCCAUGUACUGCUUGUUUGAGUAUGCUGGCAAGGACAACUACUGUCUGCAGAUCAACCCUGCCUCCUACAUCAACCCUGAUCACCUCAAGUACUUCAAGUUCAUAGGACGCUUCAUUGCCAUGGCCUUGUUCCAUGGCAAAUUCAUCGACACAGGGUUCUCCCUGCCCUUCUACAAGCGUAUUCUGAAUAAACCUCUGGCUCUCAAAGACCUGGAGUCCAUAGAUCCAGAAUUUUACAACUCACUCAUCUGGAUCAAGGAUAAUAACAUAGAAGAGUGUGGUCUGGAGAUGUUCUUCUCAGUAGACAAAGAGAUCUUGGGGGAGGUCACUACCCACGAGCUGAAACCAGAUGGAGGGAACAUCCAAGUAACUGAGGAAAAUAAGGAGGAAUACAUCAGGUUGGUGGCAGAGUGGAGGCUGUCCAGAGGUGUGGAGGAGCAGACUCAAGCAUUCUUUGAGGGCUUCAAUGAAGUUUUGCCCCAGCAAUACCUUCAGUACUUUGAUGCUAAAGAAUUAGAGGUGAUGCUGUGUGGGAUGCAGGAGAUAGACCUUGUGGACUGGCAGAGAAACACAAUCUACAGACAUUAUGCCCGAAGCAGCAAACAGAUCCUCUGGUUUUGGCAGUUUGUGAAGGAGAUGGACAACGAGAAGAGGAUGAGACUGCUGCAGUUUGUCACAGGAACCUGUCGUCUUCCUGUGGGCGGCUUUGCUGACCUGAUGGGAAGCAAUGGCCCUCAAAAGUUCUGCAUUGAGAAAGUGGGCAAAGAGAACUGGCUUCCACGAAGUCACACAUGCUUUAAUCGUCUGGACCUCCCUCCUUAUAAGAGCUAUGAGCAGCUGAAGGAGAAGCUCAUGUUCGCUAUAGAAGAGACGGAAGGUUUUGGGCAGGAGUAAAGUAACAAGAGCAAGAGCUGCAGGAUGAGAUGGAGGAGUGUGGGAUAGCAGGAGCCAUAUCCCUUUCAGACAAGAGCACUUUUCAGCAGAUUCUACUUGCAGCCAGGAGCUGCUUAUAAACUGCUAGUUGAACAUAAAAAUCUUUAUUUUCUCUCACAUUAUCUUAUGCAGUAAUAACUGUUUGUAGGCAGUUUCUCGUCGUAAAUUCAUUCAUCCCACAGUCUGUUUCACUUUGGAUCCAUAAGAUCAGUUCCAACCUAAUCUACCUGAUCUCAUUAAGCCCUGUUCAGCCCACUAACAUGUGAUGGAGGCUCACCCUGUCAUGUCUGCACUUGUUAUAAGUUACGCAAGUGCAGUUUCAAUACGUAAAUCUGUGAAUCUGGCAGUAGUAACUUGCUAAGAGUCGCCUUGUUGAGUCUAUGCACUCGAACUGAUCAUUUCAGAGCAAAGAGUCUUAUUUGUGCAUUUCGACUUAAACUAAAAAAAGUUCAUAUCGCAGAGCAACAUCAAAGGCACGUGCUGUGUGGCUUUGGGUCUUUCAGGCUCAACUUGUAUUCUUUUUAGUGAAAGAGUGGAUGAAUGGAUGGACUUUUUCUCACAGCUGACGGGACUGACUUCUGUAGCACAUAUGCAUUUUCUUUCAGAACUUUGAUAAAUGUGAUCAUGCUAAUUGAAAUAGUAAUUUCUCUUAUUUUGGCAGGUUGAUUUCUUAACUUUAUAAUAAGUUGAAACUUUGAAUUAGUUUGCACAUAAUUAUGUGAGCAGUAAGAGGGUUGUGGUUGUUUUUAAGCGAGGUUGUAUUUUUAUGUGCAAUAGUUUUGUAGAAAACAUUUUUGCCAAUAAUAGAGCCAAACAGUGAUUGGUUUGAUCAUUUUAUAACACUUUGAUAAGUUUCAGCAUUUACUAUUGAUUUGAGAACACUUGCAGGGUUGGUUGUGAUUUGAUCUGACUAACAUUACCUUCCCUAAAUUGUCUGUGCUGUACAUAAUAUCAGCCUAACUGACUAUGGAUGGUCUCGUCCUUGACCAGUCAGGGAUACUGACAAGACUUUUCUUAAUUAUUAUGAGCUGUUACUAAUGAAGUGGGACCAUUAGGAGGUAUUGCAUAACAGAGAACAAUGAUUUGUUGAAUAAUCACUUAUUCCCACUGAAUGGUAACUGAUGCUUUGGUAGAUGUCCAGAUUUAAGUAUUAUUCUAGAUAAAUAAUGAAGAUUACUGAAUCCUAACUGUUGAGUGUUGAAUGACUAAUGCAGUUUAUGUAAAUACACUAACAAAGUAAAAAAUCACUUUAAUAUCUUAAUACAUUUAGUUCACCCAAGCAAUGGACUCUUUUGAGUUGCAGGCAGAAGCUGAUAAGUUAAUUUUUAAAAAAGAUUUGAAAUAAGGUAGUAGAAAGUGGCCCUAGUUUUAUAGGGUGUGAUGGUGUUCAGAUUUGUACAUUUUUAGGGUAUUUCAUGACCUUUCCACAAAUAGUUCUGCUUAAGUCAAAUUUAAAGUUCCCUUUUAGUAUCAGAAAUGAUUAUUGAACCAAUUUACCAAAGGAUUAUGUUUACUUUUUUUUUUUUUUUUUUUUUUUUUUUGAAACUGACUGAAAAGUCAACCAGCAUAAUUAGAAAAAAGGUUUGAACAAAAUUCAAUCUAUAGUGUGAUAUUUUUAAAAUGAAUAGUAACUGUCCAAUCAUCAAGGUUUGGAGUGUCAGUUUAGGCAAUGUGGUAAAUUACGUGGUGUAAUCUCACUGUGCAUCCCAGAUUACUGAAAAUUUAAUUUACAAUUUACAAAUUAAUUUACAGUAUAUUCCUUUUAAUUUUUCAGCAAAGUGUAAAACGGAGUAUCCAAAAUGGAUGUAUGUGGUAUCAACAAAUGUUGCCCAUGUAUUUGCCCUUUAUGAACCAUGUGGCUUUAUGUCAUUAUUGCAUCAUCAUUUCAGUGCUUGUACGAAUGAAAAAAACUGCUGGUGGUUCUCAAUGGCCUGAACUCUCCAUCACUGACCUGACGUGUGUAUUGACCCUCAGGCAGUACCAUUUACUGUUCACUUGAUACUUAUUGUGUCAGAUUUUUCACAUUUUCUCACAUUUUAUCCAUUGCUGGUAGUAAUUUAGUUAACGCACAUAAACAUACAAAACUACUGGUGUGCAAAUUUGUGAAUAGAUUGUUGUAAAAAAAAAAAAAUUAAAUAAAUAAAAUAAAAACCUUGAUUAAAAAAGGUUUUGUCAUUAAAAUGUUGACUGUUGAAUAUUUUAACAGAUUACAACUUACAUUAUAGCACCUUGACACUCCAAACUGGUUGAAUUAACCGGUUAAUUGUUCAGUCCCUGCUGUGUUCCCGAUUUUGGGGCAGUUAAACAUACAGAAAAAUGCAAAGUAGUGUUUUAGUUGUGCUGAUUGCAAAUCACGUUGAUAGUGAAAUCACUGUUUUUUGAGGCUUUGACUGAAAAUCGAUGGUUGAAUAUUAUUUAUUUGGAGGAUGGGUAUCAUGUAGCAAUGGACUGGAUUGAUUGAGAAAAAAUAAAAUGAUUAAAACGCUGGGCUCCUUCA
Molecule: messenger RNA, 5817 nt
Organism: Scatophagus argus
Lineage: Eukaryota; Metazoa; Chordata; Actinopteri; Scatophagidae
Gene: itcha
Product: itchy E3 ubiquitin protein ligase a
Exons: 24
Coding region: 675-3281 (868 amino acids)
Biological process (GO): ubiquitin-dependent protein catabolic process; protein K63-linked ubiquitination; protein K48-linked ubiquitination
Molecular function (GO): ubiquitin protein ligase activity; protein binding
Source: RefSeq, a predicted model, not a curated record